UUUGGAGCUACAAAAGAAGUUCACCGACGCGUCUUCCGAUGUAACUUACUUCUACCAACUAUGCUAAGGUGGCCAUGAAACUUACUGGAAAUCAGAGAUACAGCCAUGCAAGGUCUGAAACCAAAAGAAAACAUUUUAAUGUCAGAUUUAUUUGCAAUGAAGACAUUCAACACGCUCCUGAUUGUAUUCGUGCUGUACUGUUUAAUCUCUCGAACGAAUCCUAAGGCAAUACGGAAAGGUCAUCAAAAAGAACUCUCUUCAAACACUUUUCUACGACAACUUUCCAUGGAUAACACUGAACAAAAGCGAUUGUUGGCAUGUGAAGACGUGAGAGAUCCAUAUCAUUGUUUUUAUCUAGCUGUGGUUGAAGAUAAUUGUGAUCAGCCUGGUGGUAACCUGUGUAGUUAUUCUUGUGGACUGUGCUGAAAACUGGGUCAUAAUUAGUUUUCCCAAAUAAGAAUGUUUUUAGCAGGAAACCGUUAACUGUUCUAAAGCUUUGUUGUAACUGGAAAAAGGGAAGUUAAAUAAAAUUGUAGACAAAU
Stylophora pistillata is the source of this 542-nucleotide messenger RNA. RefSeq lists its product as uncharacterized. The record is from RefSeq and is a predicted model, not a curated record. Lineage: Eukaryota; Metazoa; Cnidaria; Anthozoa; Scleractinia; Pocilloporidae.